AUGAAGGACACAGUUUUUCUUGAUUUGGAUGAUCAAGGAAAUGAAGAUGGUGAAGAUGUGGAUUCACCAUGGGAAGGGCAGUUGUUUACAAGGGAAAACGCUUUGAUAACACAUGUCGAGCUUGGGUUGCUCCUUUCAACAGAGGUCUCCAAGUCUGGGGCUUCAGUGAUGGGUUUACGUGUUACUAAAGCUGUGAAGGAUUAUCCAAACGGCACACCAGUUCAGAUUUCCAUUGACCUCACAAGGAGGAAGCAAAAAUUGAGGCUUGAUAGGAUCAUUAGAACUGUCAUCACACUGACUUGCAACAGGUGUGGUGAUCCAGCAGCUGAGUCCAUUUUCUCCAAUUUCUAACUUCUCCUAACUGAUGAACCCGUUGAAGAACUUGAUAUCAUAAAUAUGGGAGUGAUAUAUGGAGACAAUUUUGACUUCAUACGGGAUUCGAUCAACUUUGAGGAUCAGCUGUAUUUCCGCCCUGAGGACAAAGAAAUAGACAUAUCCAAGCACAUAAGAGACUCGGUGCAUCUGGAGAUUACCAUUCUGUGUCUCAGUUGUGGUAAAAAUUUGAAUACUAGCAAUUGUAUUUGUCCUAAGCAGAAGGUAAAGAAGAUUACUUUUGGACCUCUUGGAAAUUUAAAGAAGCAAAUGCAGCAAAAAGAAGCAUUUACCUCAAACUGGAGUUCUGUUUGUAAAAUGAGAUGA
Argentina anserina (silverweed cinquefoil) is the source of this 699-nucleotide messenger RNA. RefSeq names its product large ribosomal RNA subunit accumulation protein YCED homolog 1, chloroplastic-like. NCBI's taxonomy places the organism in Eukaryota, Viridiplantae, Streptophyta, Magnoliopsida, Rosales, Rosaceae. The record is from RefSeq and is a predicted model, not a curated record.